Molecule: messenger RNA, 1341 nt
Organism: Caenorhabditis remanei
Lineage: Eukaryota; Metazoa; Nematoda; Chromadorea; Rhabditida; Rhabditidae
Exons: 4
Coding region: 1-1341 (446 amino acids)
Molecular function (GO): oxidoreductase activity; FMN binding
Source: RefSeq, a predicted model, not a curated record
AUGUCUCUGAAAAGAUUCCCGAAUGCUGAAGUUGUUCCAUCGGAAAUUCUCGGUGAGAAACUGAAAUUUCCGAAUGGAAGAACUGCACAGAAUCGUUUUCUGAAAGCUGCGAUGACUGAGAGAUUGUCCACUUACGCUCCAGAAGACUUGAAAAAACAUGGACUUCCGACUGAACAUAUUCUGAAUAUUUAUGACAAAUGGGGUCAUGGACAGUUUGGAAUGACGUUGACGGCUAACGUUUUGGUUGAUCCAACAAACCUCGAAGCAGUGGGCAAUGCGAUCAUCUUCAAAGAAGGAGACAGUUCCGAAAGAAGAGUUCUCUACACCCAAUGGGCUCAGAAAAUGAAACAAGACGGAUCUCUGGCUAUCGUCCAACUGUCUCAUGCGGGAAGACAGACUCCAAGUUAUGUGAAUCCAUCGCCAUGGAGUGCUUCUGAUGUUCAACUGAAAACUCCGGAUAAUCAAUACGGAAAACCAAUUGGAUUGACUUUGGAACAAGUGAAAACUGAAGUGAUUGACAGAUUCGUGUAUGCUGCCAAGUUCUCAUUUGAAUGUGGAUUCGAUGGAGUGGAGCUUCAUGGCGCCCAUGGAUAUCUUCUCUCUCAAUUCACUUCUCUCACUACUAAUAAGAGAACUGACAGAUAUGGAGGAUCAUUGGAGAAUCGGAACAGAUUGAUUCUUGAAAUCUAUGAUGAGAUCAGAAAAGAGAUUCCAUCGGAAGACUUUUUGAUUGGAUUGAAAACAAAUUCAGUGGAGUUCCAAUCAGAAGGAACCACACUGGAAGAUGCCAAAGAAAUGUGUAGAGCGUAUGAAGAAAGAGGAUUCGAUUUUGUAGAAUUAUCAGGUGGAACUGCUGAAAAGUUCCUCUUCAACCAUGAGAGAGAAUCGACGAAGAAGCGGGAGGCGUUCUUUGCAGAGUUUGCUGAGCAGGCUAUAUUUAAGAACACAGUUGUCUAUCUGACCGGUGGAUUCCGUACAGUUGGAGCGAUGGUUGAUGCAGUUCAACGGAAUACAACACAAGGAAUCGGACUGGGACGUCCAGUUACUGCUGAACCAGAUCUCCCGAAGAAGAUUCUCAAUGGUGUCGUCCCAUCAGCAGUGAAAGACGAAUUCAAUCAGAAUGAAAUGGGGAAAACUAUCAUGGCAAGUUGCUCACAAAUCGAGCAAAUGGGAAGGAAAAGCGUGGAAACUGCGGGUGGAAAUCUAAUGGAUCAAAUCAGUGACUUCACAGAUGGGAGAUUAGUUGGAAAGUACGAUGAAGCAGUGGUGGAGUUUAUGAUAGAGUUGAAGAAGGAUUUAAGUGAAGGAAGAACUCCUAAAUCUAUUAUUGUAUUCAAUUGA